CUCAUCCUUCCCUAUCCUACCAGGUACUUUAUCUGGCGACGUUGGCAAGCAGUGAACACCCCAUAGCCUAGUACAGACAGGCAUCACUCUGAUUGUAACCUCAUCCUCACAAGCCGUCAAGCAGACACCUCCAGCUGCCUCGUCUCUCCAAUGACCUCAUCCUGACAUACUGAACCGACAUGGCACCGUCGCCAACGAUACGCCGUCUCCUUAAAGAAACUGCCGAACUCUCCUCGCCCUCAUCAAAUCCCAACCCAGCCUUCUUCGCUGCGCCGGUCUCUGACGCAGACCUACACGAAUGGCACUUUACACUACUGGGCCCUCCUGAACCCUCGCCUUAUGCCGGAGGUCUGUACCACGGCCGCAUUACCCUCCCACCAACGUACCCGUUGAAACCUCCUAACUUCCGCUUCUUGACACCGUCCGGGCGCUUCGAAGUCAAUCGCGCAAUCUGCUUGAGCAUAUCGGGCUUUCACGAGGAAACAUGGAUGCCCGCGUGGGGAGUACGGACGGCCCUCACAGCGCUGCGGUCGUUCAUGGCCGAGAAGGGCUCGGCAGGACAGGUUGGCGGGCUAGAAGCUCCUGCCGAUGUGAGAAAGAGUAUGGCCAAGGAGAGUCGGUCUUGGAGAUGUGCGGAGUGCGGCAAGUCGAAUGAGAUGAUCAUGCGCGAGUGGUGGGACGUCUGUCAUGAAGCAGGACUGAAUGUUCAGGAGGAAGAUCUUGGGUUGGAGACGUUACCUGAGGGCAUGACCUUGGAGGCGAGAGAUGCUGAUGGGAAGAAAGCAGACGACAAGGAGGGAGCGUCGGAGACACAGUCACAGUCACAGCAGGACGAUCCAGCACCGGCGCCGUCAAUACCGAAGCAAGAGGCACCGUUGGCACCAAGCAAUACCUCCUCGACUCAUCAACAAAUACCACCCUCCUCGAUCCUGAGUCCACCACGGCAUGCGCCCGUCUCUCUCGUUCCCACGCCCUCCGCUGAGGCAGCUCAGGCCUCAGCUGAGUCUGUCCUCACACCAGCUGACCUGUCCCUUCCACCUGGCACAACAAAUCCCGCCCCAAGAUCCUCAAGGAUGUCCAGCAUACACGCCCCUCCAAUUGCUGCAGCGAAUGCGGCUAUCACAAAUUCUGCGUCGCCUUUGACUCUCCAGCGCGUUCGCGAUCGCGAGCCCACCAUCACCAUUGACCGUGCCAUUGCCGGAGUCUUUCUGGCUCUUUGUCUAAUGGUGCUCAAGAAGAUCUUCUAUGCUGGUCCGGGUCAAGGAGGAGGAGUCGACGACUUCUAUCUACAGCGAGAGUGAUUGUCGACGGCACAAACUGUGUACACAAUAUCCGUAUGUUACGACACACUGCCCUCUGGCCCUGGCCCGAACGCAGGCGGCUGAUAGUACAUUCGUCCCACAGGUCA
This is a messenger RNA of Exophiala viscosa, 1408 nucleotides long. RefSeq names its product ubiquitin-conjugating enzyme E2 J1. The record is from RefSeq and is a predicted model, not a curated record. Lineage: Eukaryota; Fungi; Ascomycota; Eurotiomycetes; Chaetothyriales; Herpotrichiellaceae. The coding region runs from base 180 to 1301 and encodes 373 amino acids. The transcript has a single exon.